Baudoinia panamericana UAMH 10762 is the source of this 1946-nucleotide messenger RNA. RefSeq lists its product as uncharacterized. Bases 488 to 1849 code for a protein of 453 amino acids. Gene Ontology annotation, molecular function: RNA 7-methylguanosine cap binding; mRNA binding. The transcript has 2 exons. Gene Ontology annotation, cellular component: cytosol; nucleus. The record is from RefSeq and is a predicted model, not a curated record. Lineage: Eukaryota; Fungi; Ascomycota; Dothideomycetes; Mycosphaerellales; Teratosphaeriaceae.
CGACAAGCACUGAGGCUUCAAUCGUGGCACGCUAGUUGCGUCAAAGGAUCUACCCCAGUAAUGCUGAUCCCGCAGACACCUUAUACAAGGCUGAAGCUCCCACCAGCUCACGACACACCUUCACAUGAGCUGCCGUUGCCGAUGUUCUGAGCUACUGCUAUGUGAAUGCUGAAUGCUGACUGUCUUUCCUUCAAUCACUACAGCUCGCCGUGUGGUCGUUCCUGCCGCAUGGAAGUCGGAAACAACGUAGCACUACAAGCACGAUUUGACUAAGCGCCUAACAUCCUGCCCGCCAUGGCGACACUCGACGGCAAUAUGGAUAUCGACAUGGACAUCGAUCUCACCUUUGACACCACCGACGAUCCUCAUCUUGCGCGACUGCAGGCUGAGACGGCGGCCUUCGAUGUGGUGCGUUCAUGGAAUGUAGCCAGUUACAUGCACGCCCUAACUGACGGUACAGCAACGUGUUCCGAACGAUGAGGACUUAAUGCAUGAAGUGGCGGAUGAGGUGCCGGAGGAAGGCGAGGUGCAGCCUGAUGCGCCCAGCUUGAUCAAGGUGCACGUUCGCGGUCUGGAGACGUUCAGCAGCCAAGAUGUCAAGAACUUUGCACACGACUUCUAUGCGUCUGAGCUGCUCAGGCACGUACAAUGGGUCGACGACACAUCCGCAAACAUCGUCUACGAGACAGAGAUAGCGGCAGCGGAAGCGUUGCAAGCUCUUUCCGCAGAAGAGGUAGCGGAUCCCAUGCAGCUGCGGCCAGCUAAGAGGUUAGCAACUCACCCAGACGCUGAGCUCUACGUCCGGCAAGCCAAGGAGUCCGAUGUCAAGAUCAAGAAUGCGCACGUCUACAGCACCUACUACUUGCGCAAUGCGGAUGACCCAGAGAAUCCGCACGGCAACUUCCGUGGCAAGCGUAGAUUCAAUGAGCGAGGCUACCGCAGCAGAGACUACAGCUUCAAGCGGCAGAGAAGAGAGCGAGGCGACGAGGAGGGCGACUCUGGCAGAAGAGGCUCGAAAGAUGAGCCAUUUGACGUGAAUUUGUACGAUGAUGACCCAGUUUCCGUGGCAGCCCGAGACGAGCGAAGAGGCAGCAAGAACAGCCACUCGGGAAGCGAUCAGAAUGGCAGGAAGCAGCUAAGAUUCGAAGAAGAGCUCUUUACCGCUAAGCAAAACGGCAGGCUACGCAACCGUAGCGCUUCGCCAAUGCGUGACGGGGACGGCCGCUUCGGCUUCGAAGAAAACCAGCCUCGUCGCCGUACCGCCCGGCCUCGGUCUCCGACGCCUCCUCGCAUCCGCGCAGGUAGAGACAACCGCGCCGCUCGCGAUGAUCUGCGCAAAGAGCUGUUUCCAGGCAAAGCACCUUCUUCUGGCUACUCAACUACCAACGGCUACCCCAACGGCUCGAACGACCUGUUCCCGCACCGCUCAUCACCACCCAAAGGGCCACGUGAGCUCUUCCCCAGCCACAAGCGCCAAGAUGCUCGUGACAUCGACAGCGAGUUCCGCAAGGUCACGACCGAUAUUGAUUCCCGUCCGAAGCGCGAGCCUGACGACAAGCCGAGAGAUCUGUUUGCGCGAAUAAGUGGUGGACCAAAGGCGAAGAAUUCGUACGGAAGGCUGCAGGAUGGGAUGGAACAGGAUGCAGAGCCGAGCUUCUCGUUCAAAGGUGCUGGCAAAGCUGAGAACGGCGGCUUCAGUAUUCGUGGCGCGAGCAGAGAGAAAUCGGCAAGCUCACAGGUCAAGGAGCUCUUUCCAAUCAAAUCUGGUGGUGACGGCGGGCGCGACUUAUUCGACGGGCGGAUCAAGGGUCGUGGCAGUCAGAGACAGCGGGCUGAGGAUCUUUUCUAGUACACUGAUUACUCGGCAAGUGCGAUCGUGAUGAGAGAUGGUGGGACGGCGGACGUGAACGGUGGCGGUGUUCAGGGCGGGCUUACAUCAGGACUCC